CGCCGCCAGAGGGUCUCGAAGCCGCCCCGCACGACCGGGGGCGGGAGCCCAGCCGCCGUAGGACACGACUGUCGGAGGGGCCGCGCAGGAGCCUCCGGGACCCAGCCGCCUCCACGCCCGUGCCACGCGCCAGGCCCACAGGGGCCGGGUGACCAGCGGGGACUCCCAAACCCCGGCCCCAAAGGCGCCAUAAGGAAAAGAGCCGCAGGGGGCCUAGGCGUCCUCCCCGGGAGGGGGAACUGCCUUCGGGAUGGGGGAGGGGCCGGCAUCCCGCCAUAAAACGGAGGCAGGGUUUCAGUUUAAAAGACGCCGUCCGGUCUUCCAUGUCCUCUCGCGUGGGAGGCUGCGCCCGCACACCGCCGGCCCGUUCUUCCCUCACACUCACCGGGACCCCAGGGCCUGUCCGGCCAGCCCAGGCUCAGCUUCGAGGCGGCGGCGGCCAAGGCGCCCGAGCGCGGGAGGAGGGGCCGCGCCACUGUGGCCCUCGCGCUCCCGGGCGCUCCUGCAGGGCAGCCCCUCUCCCUCCCGCGCGCCUCAAGCCCUGCCCGCCAGGCCCCAGGCCCAGGCUUGGCUGCCGCACUCACCGCCUCGCUCCGCGCCUGCGCCGCGCACCUCAGGGGCCCGCCGACUAGGCGGGGAGGUGACUAGGACAGCCUUUUCUGCCUCAGGCAGAAAUAGAAAUAUAGACCACGAUGAUGGAGACUUACCAGAUGUGCACAAGAAGCUGCCAUCCAGUGCUGGAGAGGACCGAGCCUUGCUGCUGGGCUUUGCAAUGAUGGGCUUCUCAGUCCUCAUGUUCUUCUUGUUUGGAAUUACCAUCCUAAAGCCUUUCAUGCUCAGCAUUCAGAGAGAAGAGUCGAACUGUACUACCAUCCACACUCAUAUCACGGACGACUGGAUGGACUGCGCUUUCCCCUGUGGUGUAGGCUGCCGAGGCCGGGGCGAGUACCCAUGUCUUCAGGUGUUUGUGAACGUCACCCAUUCAGGUCAGAAAGCUCUCCUACAUUAUAAUGAAGAGGCUGUCCAGAUAAAUUCCAAGUGCUUUUACACACCCAAGUGCCACCGAGAUAGGAAUGAUUUGCUCAACAGUGUGCUGGACAUAAAGGAAUUCUUUGAUCACAAAAACGGGACGCCCUUUUCAUGCUUCUACAGUCCAGACAGCCAAUCUGAAGAUGUCAUUCUCAUAAAAAAGUACAACCAGAUGGUUAUCUUUCACUGUUUAUUUUGGCCUUCACUGACUCUGCUAGGGGGUGCCCUGAUUGUUGGCAUGGUGAGAUUAACACAGUACCUGUCCCUGCUGUGUGAAAAAUACAGCGUUGCACUCAGAGAUGAGGUAGGUGGCAAAGUACCUUAUAUGGAACAGCAUCGAUUCAAACUGUGGAGUGUGGGGAGGGACAAAGAAAGGGGCAGAAAGAUCUUAAGACAGUGGCCAGAUUAAAGUCCUGGCCUUCAGAUACCUGCAAUUUUUUCACCUGUGGACCUAAUGACGCCUGCUCGCAAACUAACCACGUAGAGGCAAUUCAAACUAAGUACAUUUCUUUUGGGAAACAUUUUAAAAAAGCCUAUGUAUUCCAUUUAUUCUAUGAAUACAUACAAACUCACCAUCUUUUUUCUACCCCACAUUUCUUUCCACAUGAGCCAAGGAAGUGCUUUUUGUCUCCACAUGGUGAAAUGAGCUCACAGUAGCUGUGCUUUAUCUAAUUUCAGCUCUAGCCGAACUUGUCCGUGUGGAAGUAAAUGAUGGAGGGUAUCUAACCUAUUGGGUACUGAACAGCCAGCCUAGGUCUAUGCAACACAGUUUACAUCAAAACAUUUCCCAAAAAAGUGCUUAGUGAAGAACAGGUCAUUCACUGUUAGGAAGAUAAUAAUCUGGUAAUUUCAAAAAAAUGUGGGCUGACCAUUUUGCUUCACCAUUCAUGAUAAAGGAAAGCUGCUCCUAGCAAAUGGCACUGAGUUUAGAGUUCUCUGUACUUAACCUUGCCAUGUACCAUGUAAUUUUUCUUUCAGCAACAUUCUCCUAGUUAAUUAUGCUUUCCAUAAGCUCAUUUUCUUCUUUGUGCACAUUCUGGUGGGGGUGGGAGAGAUGGCCAGAAACGUGAAGUAGGGAGAAGCUGUAUUGGAUGGAAUUUAACAUUCAUCUCAGAUAAUCUGCAAUUGUAGAAAAGUCCCACGUGGACAGUCAGCAAACAUCUGUACUUUAAUGACUCAACCCUGGUUAUUAACUAAUGAAUGUCACAAGGCUCUCCCAACAAGUGCUUUCCAGAGUAAGCUGAAUUGGGAAUUGAAAACAUGUUAUUUGUUCUGAAAACCAAUGUGCCUCAAAGUAUCUCUUCAAUUUUACUAAAAAAGUUUUACAUCAUGGUCCACAGAAAGAAUGAGACUUUGAAGCAACUUUUAUAUGCAGAUGUAAUUAAAACAGAAAUUUUGAUUCCAAGUAAAUAUUAUGCCUUUUAGCAGUUAAUUUCAAAUCACAAAUUACUGAAGAGACUGAAUGAUUAAAUAGAGCAAUAUUGACUUGACAAGUAAUGAACAAUUUUGGUACUUUCUCCUCCUCCUAGUGUGGAAUAGUAGAAAACACAUGUGUUUCAGAGGAUUUAUUUGAAUUCAUAGGUCAUAACUACAGCUUUUCAGAUACGUAUCCCCCGGAAGUUCAGCUGAACUGAAAUGAAGGUUCAAGCCUCUCUCUUCUCAUUUAUAAAAUGGGGAGAAUCUCUUCCUUCAUGGGGUUAAGGAAGAGACAAGGUAGAGUAUAUAAAACACCUUAGUUUCUUGCACCUAGUAAAAGUGCUCAAAAAAUGUUAGAUAAAUUUUUUUUUGCUAAGUUUCAAUAUUCAGUCAGCCUCUUUUGGGUAUGUAUCCAAAGGAAAUGGAAUCAGUAUCUCCAAGAGACAUCUGUAUUCCCCUGUUCAUUGGAGUAUUAUUGACAAUGGGCAAGAUAUGGAAACAACCAGUGUCCAUUCACAGAUGAAUAAAUUGUGAUCUUACACACACACCCACACACACACACUGUACACACAUAUGUGAGGUGUGUAUACAUAUACACAAUGGAAUAUCAUUCAGUCUUAAAAAAGGAGACCCUGCCAUUUGCAACGGCACAGAUAAACCCAGAGGGGAUUAUGCCAGUAAAAUAAGCCAGACAUAGAAAGGAAAAAACUGCAUUUCACUUAUAUGUGGAAUCUAAAAAUGUCAAAUACACAGAAGCAGAGAGUAAGAUAGCGAUUACUGGGGGUGUGGUCAGGUAGGGGAAAUGGGGAGAUGUUAAUUAAAAUGUACAAACUCUGUUUUAAGAUGAGGUCUAGAGAUCUCACGUACAGCACGGUUAUGGCAAGAAUACUAUAUUGAAUACUGGAAAUUUGCUAAGAAAGUAGAUUUCAGGUAUUCUCAUCACAUAGACACACAUACACACAAUGUGAGGAGAUGAUACAUUGAUUAGCUUGACUAUAAUCAUUUGCUGUACAUGAAUAUCAAAUCAUAUUGUACACCUUAAAUAUAUACAAUUCUCAUUAAAAAAAUAAAAUAAAUUCAGUCAGCCUUGGUACCUUUCACUGGACAGCCGGUUAUAGGGGCUAGCGUAGGGAGCUGUAGGAGAGCAUUCCUUCCCCUUGUCUUGGCGAAAUAUAAUAUGCAUUUAAGAUUCAGAACGUGCUGCUUAAAAGGUUGUGGUAAAUUAUUUUGUAUACCAAAGACUUUCCUGAAAUAAAAUAGAUGUAGGCACACAUAUUUUAAGUCAUUCUACAAAUUGAGAUUCUAUAGAUUUCUAAAGGGCAGAUCUCUAUUCCAUUUCUUAGUAAGUUUUGACACCCAUCUAACAACGUGCAGUUCUUGGGAUUUUUCUCCUAACAAAUUCAAAACCACUCGUUUAAAGCCUAAAAAGUGUGUGAAAGUGUGAAACCUAGUGUUGCAAUUACCAGUUUUCCACUCAUACAGUGCGGCUACUUGGUUCAUCUCGUAACCUCAUCUCAGGAAAGAGGAACAUUAUGCUUGGAGAACAAAGUCCAUUUAGAAUAAUGUUAAUUCAAAGUCACGCAAACCAUUUGGCAAAGAGACAAAAUGUGAGCAAUCAUUUGCUGUUAAUUGCUUAGAAGAACAGAGUAUCAACACUCACAUGUAUGUACUACUGGUCCAAGUACAGACUCCCCUUUUGCAAGGUUUACGAUAACUGAAAGUAAAAUCAGUUUGCUUCUAGCCCAACCUCACUUCUAGGUUCUGGUCUUCAACUGACUUGAAAAAAAGUCUGUCUGCAUGUACAAACACAUUCAUAUGUAUAUGUGUAUGUUUCUGCUUGAAACACAAACAUACAAUUCUUUUUGCUUAAAGGAAAUGAAUAUUCAAACAGAUAUUUCUCUAAUAUUCAUUACUGGGGCAGAAAAAUUGCUUUUAAGGCAUGAUAGUUUCAGGUUUUCAAUCAACUAUUCUUAGUUGUUACUGAUCAGAACUCAAGUUCAGCUAAAUUUUGACUAUUAGCAACACCGGUUUGCUUGUAAGUAUUCCAAAAAAAUGGCAAAGUAUAAUUAUCACAGUUUCUUGUUUAAAAUAUGUAGUACACUAAGGACUGCUUAGACACCAGUCAUUUUUUUUUUUUUUUUUUUUUUUUUUUUUUUAAUAAACAGCGUGAUGUUACAGACUGCAAAGUUAAAAGAAAAGCAGACAUUGACAGUUUCUGAUGAGCACAAACAGUAAGUGCAGUCACAGGCCAAACAUCUUGCUAGGAACAGCAAGACUGGGAAGAGGUCUUAAAUUUAGUGACACUGUAUUAUUCUGUAUUCUCAGUACAAUAACACAUGCAUCUUGCUGUGUCAAACCUUUUUGGGCCAUCAGUAAAAGAAUAUGUAAAAACAUUUUUCUCCUAAUGAAUGCAGUAUACCACAGGACUUCAAUUCAUUGAAUGACAAAAUAGAAAUAGAUUUGCUACAAUUAAAAGGGGCCACAAGAGGGUGGUAGGGGCUGUUUUUUGAAGCUUCCAAAGUCAACAUUUGAUGUGUUUGUAGUCUUCUUUUGGUAAUGCCACAUUCCCCAAGAUAGUAAAGCGUUAUGUUCCAAAAGGAUAUAUUCUUUUAGACUGUAUUCAACCCAAGGAAGUCUGAGGACUGAAUCACAUCAAAACUAUCAAUUGUAUUUGACUUAGGUUCCGUAGCCAAAAGCGUUUCUAGAAACCACCUGAAGUCCAAGCUCUCCAACCACUCUUCAGAACAUAUAUUAAAUGUGAUAGGGGCUUUUUUUUUUUUUUUAAUGAAAUUGAUAGAUCAUGACUACAUUUGUAAAUUCAUACUUGAAUUAAUAAGUUUAGUCUUAUUAAAGAUAUUUUGAGAAAAUAUAAAACAAUGAAAUUUUUCUUCCUCCUUGCUUAACCUAGAAGGAGUAACAAAAAUAAGAAUCACCUAAAAAUAUACAUGGCUCUUAGCAUAACCACAAAAUUAUUGUAGUGACAGAUUAAAUAAGGUUUCAGAUAAGAUUUAAGACUUAACUGGCUUACAAAAUGCAUUAAGAAAGCCUUUCCAUACUUACCAACAUGAAGAAUGGAGUCUACUGUUGGUAGUGAAAAUCAGUUACCUAAACUACACUAAACGUACAAUGGACUGAUCCCCUCCCCCCGCCCACCAACCGCCCCCAACCCCCUACUAAAACUCAUGUCAUUGUGUAAAAAGUGAGAAAAUUUCCUUAUGGCUCAUAACUGUCACUUUAUGCUAACUAGCACGGCUGUAAUAUUAACAUGUCUAAAACUAAGGAAAAGGAACGACGCUUCACUGAUAAAAAGAAAGUGUAAAACCUUAAUCAAGUGAAAUACUUGGAUGAAAUAAGUUUAUUUAAAAACUAACAUCCCAACUCGGGAAACUCCUAAUGAAUUCUAAACACUUCUGAGCUUUAGAACCUGAUGCUUACACCUUUUAUAAACGAUACUUCUUGACUAGGACUAGCGAGCAGUGUGUAGGCAAAUAGAAAUGUGUGCAGAUAUACACACACCAAUUGCACUAAUAAUAAAGAAAAGGAAGACAGCUAAUUUCGAAUGCCGAAUUCAAGAACCUAGUACCACAAACCUUCUGGCGCUGUAGCCUUUUCCGUGGCUGGAGCAAUGAUUAAAUUUUAACCAAAUUUUUUUCUUAAUGUCUCCAAUGCCAUUAAAAACAAGGCAUGCCAACUCUGACUUUUUAUAAAUCUAAACUACAGUGCUCUGGAAAUUUCUGUAACAUCAGAGCCUGGUAUUGAAUUGUGACUCAUUUACUUUUUUUCUUAUUAACCUUCUGAGGUAGAGUUACCAAUCCAAUUUUAUCAGGACCAUAGUUAUCUUGAGCUAAACCCCAUAAUCUUUUCAGAAAAUGAAAAUAACUUUGUAAAGAAAAGAAGAAAGGCUUUCCAGGCCAUGGCGUGUAAGAUACAUUUAUAAUUUUAAUGUAACAAUUAAAAAAUAAAAAUGGUUUGUGUUUAUAUUUUAAAAAACAGCCCAGCUGUAUUUCUCUGUCACCAAUAAUUGUUAUCUGAGGAUCCUGUCCAUGCUGAGUUUUAUACUUCAGCCCUCACAAUGCCGUCCUUGAGGAAGAGUUAUUUCCCUCCUGGUAUGCACAGUAUACUCACAGCUUUCUGCCUUGUCUUUCGAAGGCCCCGUCUAAGGCUUCCCUUAGAAGCGCCUCAUCUGAGCAGGAUGGGCACGAAGAAUGUAAUUCAUUCAAACAGACUCCCCCUCUUCUUCUGCCCCCUCCUUCCACAUUCCCCUCUUCUCAAAAACAUCUGAAGUAUGAAAGUUGUUUUUAGAUAGGAGAAGCACCACAAUCCAUUAACACCGCAUAGGGUCUUUAAACUCAAUAUUUUAGUGAUGUCUUGGACAUCAAAAUCGAUUUUUAAGGUGGAUUCCAAGUAUGUGGGUCCAGCCCAGGUCUGCAGUUUGUGUAGACAUAGAAACAAAAGUCAAAACAUUCAGAAAAGGUUAACCUGCUGACUUUAAAAUAAUGCUGGAAAUCAAAUUUUUUUUUUUUUUCAAAGAGUUGGCAAGCAUGGGCUAUUGGGUCAGAAUAGGAAUUAAAUGGAUUUAUAAAAUCGUUAACAAACAAAUCCAAGUUUAUGUGUUGUGAAAUUUCCAUGGUUCUUUUAAAACAGAUAGGCUGCUCAUAAUUUUUUUAUGAUGCUAGAUCGCUCAAUUUUUGAUGGAAAAAGAAUACAGAUGGACUGUGUUUUACCUAUGUGAAAAUCACCAAUCCAUUUAAAAUAAAAUCCAAGAGGGUAUAUACAUUCUAAUCAAGUCAUUGAUUAUUUUCCUGAUUAAUAAGAACUACACUUUACACAAAAUACUUUAUCAGCAGCUGUUUUCAUCAAAAACCAAUAGUCAUAGUUUCACAGUUGAAAAAAUUACACAUUAAAAUAUUUUACAAUUCAUUGUAUAUUCACCAGGUUCCCAUUUCCUAAAGGGCUUAUAAUAUAAAGCAGAUUAGAAGGGAAAACCUCAAAGUUGAUUACUUUGACACUGAGUUUUACAGAGGACACUAAGAACCACAAAAAGCUUAGGUUCUAUCAGAAAAUAGUGACCAAAUUCCAUUCUUCUUUAAAAAAAUCCAAUUAGAAACAUCUUUUUUAAAAACCAAAUUCUACAAUAUGAUUAACAGAUUUCAAAUUAACAGCAGUCUAAAAAUCUUCAAAAUAAAUGAUUCUGUAUAGCUGAGAAUAUGAUAAAAAGUUAAAACAUGAUUUUCAGAUUAUAUCUUACUAGAAUGUGUUUAAAAUUAGGUUUUAUUUUCUUUAGGUUCUUUAAACCUGCUUGGUUUUUUUUUUUUCCUCCGAAAGUCAUUGAAGGAAGUUAUUUCUCAAGUGACCAAAUGAGACUGUCGAGUCAACAGUGGGUUAUACCACAUUCAGUGACAAGAAUGGUCGGCCACAGGAACUGACCAAUCCAUUGGGGGGGGGGGGGGUGGUGACCAGACACUGCACUACCUGGAAACGGCUUACCGUUGACUUGACAUCUUAGUCACCCCAUGUAGCAUUCAAUUCAAUUUUUGGUUCUUUGCCUUCUGAGCACUACCUGGCCUUUUUUUCUUAUUUUUAAUGUUGUUUGCUUAAACUCUGCUUGGAUUUGUUUAAAACUUACUUUGCUUUUAGCGAAAUCACUUAACCUAUAGAAUCUUAAUUCUUAGUAAAAUUUGUCUACGCUUCUUCAAACAGAAUUAACUUGGUUGUAAUAACUAUUGAAAAUAAAUGUAAAUGAUGAAAUAAGCUGUGUGGCUUGUGUUUUAAUGGUGGAGAGGUCCCAGGGGAAGGGAACUAUCUGGGCUCAUGUGAGAAAUGCACAAAUUAUAUACAUUUUGUGCAAGGAAGCUCAAAGCUUUUUUGGCACUCGGGAAAAACGUGGUUCUCGGUUAAAUCUCCAGUUUCUACCAUCAGAGUUUCAGAUUUGUACCAUUUCACUGAGUUUUCCUGUAAUUAAUCCCUGACAUAGAAAAGACUGGGAUGUUAGCAUGUGUUAACUGAAUAUAUCUAAAAGGCACAAAAUGUUAAACAAAUUUUAAUAAGUUAUGAAACCUCUAUCUGCAAAAGAAUCUAUUUGGCUUCCUGCUUAAAAUGGGAGUUUAAAUUCUUCUUAACUAUUCCAAGACAGUUUACAGAAGUAAGUUCCCCUAAUUUUCAAAUUUAUUUUUCUUGUUGGCAAUAUUAUGUACAUGCUUUAGUGAAGUACCUAAAUCUCCAAUAAUUAGGCCCUUUAAGGGUUCUAAAACAGCCAAAUAUUAAGAGUAUUUGUAUUAGAGUCCCUUGUUCGCUAUUCAAGACUUCUAUUAUAGGUAACUGAUUUCAUAAGUGAAUUAUCAUUUAAGUGAUGCUGUUUUACUAGAGUAUAUAAUGUACACUUUUUAUAAAGUUGUAUUCCAAUAAUAUGCCUAAUCUAGAAAACUGUCAGUAAAUUAUUGCACUUUUUCUGGUGUGGCACCUGGACGUUUGCUAAAGCUAUUUCCUAGGGCAUUAAUCAUUCAUUUCAAAUACUGACUAAAAUAACAGAUUCUAGAGUGAUGACUAGCAUUAGCCCCUACAUCUUGGGUUAAUGUUUUCCAAAGUGUUUAAGAAUGCAUCCUGUACUCAAAUGCAAUUUAAUAAAGUUGAAGAGUGAGCCCUAACUGCUUGGAAAUGGGACAUGAUCUUAAAAUGGUUUAAGGUCCUACUUUUAUUAUCAAGAUAUUGCAUAAACAGCCUAAGAAGGUAGAAAGUUCAUGGUUUCUAUUCCCCCAUAUUAUAAAGUAUUAUUCAUGAGCAUACCUGGGUAGAGGGGCUGAAGCAAUCAGGAAGAUAUGCUAUAUUGUGUCAAUUUUGGCAACUAGUUUCAUGAUUGAGGCAUUAUCAACUAUAAAAGAAGGUGGAAAAUGGGGGAUUCAUAUGAAAACAGAAAUAAAAGGAAAGAGGAUGAACUGUAAUCUGUUUUCCUUAUGUAGUUAUACACUAGUCAUUGGUAUAAAUGGGAUAGUGCCUGAGCCUCACCCACGGACCGAGAGAAAAGCUGACCAUGCUGCUACGGACAAUAAAAAAUUUGGGGUGCAAAACAAUGCAUGACUAUGGGACAGAUCAUGUAAAUAAAGAAUAUAUAUUAAUGAUAGUUUCUAUAAUAUAAAUAGCCUUUAAUAAAAAAAAUAAUCUUUUUAAUAACAUUAAUACUCACUUCUAUUUUCUGGAAACAUGCAUGAAAAAUGUAUUCAAUUCAAUUGCAAAAGGAGAAAAAAAAAUCAACCUAAGGCGAAUACUGUACAAUUCUGGAGCAAGAGCUUUUCCUGCUCAUUCUUUCUCUAUGAUGAUUAUUGUACUCUGUGGGAGCCCAGAAUUUCCCUGGGAAAUAAGAAUCAGAUUCUUGUAAAUACUGUCCAGAAAAAAAAAAAAACAAAACAAAACCCAAAAACACCACCUUAUAA
Messenger RNA from Felis catus (domestic cat), 9872 nucleotides. RefSeq names its product potassium calcium-activated channel subfamily M regulatory beta subunit 3 (gene KCNMB3). Gene Ontology annotation, molecular function: calcium-activated potassium channel activity; potassium channel regulator activity. Gene Ontology annotation, biological process: detection of calcium ion; potassium ion transport. Bases 251 to 1438 code for a protein of 395 amino acids. NCBI's taxonomy places the organism in Eukaryota, Metazoa, Chordata, Mammalia, Carnivora, Felidae. The transcript is spliced from 4 exons. Gene Ontology annotation, cellular component: membrane; voltage-gated potassium channel complex. The record is from RefSeq and is a predicted model, not a curated record.